This is a messenger RNA of Charadrius vociferus (killdeer), 354 nucleotides long. Its product is annotated as C-C motif chemokine 4-like. Gene Ontology annotation, biological process: G protein-coupled receptor signaling pathway; neutrophil chemotaxis; monocyte chemotaxis. Lineage: Eukaryota; Metazoa; Chordata; Aves; Charadriiformes; Charadriidae. Gene Ontology annotation, cellular component: extracellular region. The record is from RefSeq and is a predicted model, not a curated record. Bases 61 to 354 code for a protein of 97 amino acids. Gene Ontology annotation, molecular function: CCR chemokine receptor binding; chemokine activity. The transcript is spliced from 3 exons.
UCUGAGCUGCAUCUGCCAGAGCUCCUGGUCCUGCUCCCACUGCCCUCACCCAACAGGAAGAUGAAGGUCUCUGCAGCCAUUUUUGCUCUUCUCCUUAUUGCAGCCUCUUGCUCCCAAACUUUCUCUGGCCCAGCUGGAUCCGACCUCCCAAUCUGCUGCUUCUCUUACACGCACCACAAGCUCCCGCGGAAGCUCAUCCUGCGGUAUUACAGCACCAGCACCAGUUGCACCCUGCCAGCCAUCGUGUUCAUCACAAAGAAAGGCCACCAGGUCUGUGCCAAUCCCAGUGACACUUGGGUUCAAAGUUAUCUGCAAAACUUGAAGCAGAACAGAGCAAAGCAAGAAGGCAAGUGA